Messenger RNA from Musa acuminata subsp. malaccensis (wild Malaysian banana), 2331 nucleotides. RefSeq lists its product as uncharacterized. The record is from RefSeq and is a predicted model, not a curated record. NCBI's taxonomy places the organism in Eukaryota, Viridiplantae, Streptophyta, Magnoliopsida, Zingiberales, Musaceae.
CCCGUCACCGUUUGGCCUUCUACCUCGCUGCUCCCUCGUCCACCUCUCUUUCUCGUCCUCUCGUUUGUCAUCCCUCGCGGAUUACACCGCCCGCAUGAAGACGGCGAUCGUCGUAGAAGCUCCAAGGCUGUGCUAUUCUUCCAUCGUUUUAACCCUCUUCGUCUCUUUCGAGCUCCGAAAGGUAAUCCUCUGAAGGAGAUCCCACCCCAAUCCGUUCUUUUCGUGGGUUAGAACAACGUUCGUUUGAUCCAUCUCUUUCUUGCUUUUGUGGGAGGAAUUGGUUAAUAGGAUCUUUCCGGGGAGGAGGAGAAGGGGAAGGAAGGAAUUUGAUUUGUUUGGUUGGGGGUUUGGCGGUGGGAUUUAUGGAAUAGAAUCGUGAGGGUGUUUUAUGGGAUGCUUCUGUUGGGUCUUGUGGAUCUCCAACCACACCAGAUAGAUAGGAACGGAAGAGGCGAGGAGGUGAUCAAGCGGAGGAAGAGACGGAGAGGGGCGAGGAAGACCACGCCAUGGGCGAACCCAUACUCACCACCCUGUCCAUGGAAGAUCAUCACCACCGCCGCCACCACCCUCCCUCCACCCUCCUCUCCAUGGACCCCGCUGGCUCGCUGGGGAUCGCCGUCUCCGCCCGCGACGACUGCGACCAUGAGCUCUCCAUCAUCCAGCAGCGCCAGCAGAGCGUCCUCUCCGGCCCGCCUGACAUCAAUCUCCCGCUCUCGGUCGACAGGUCCCCUCCGCAGCAGCCCUGGAACCCUGACGCUUUGGACAUGUUGGACGUCGGUCUCGGGCCUCAGAUCUAUGACCCCGAACCGGUCCUCAACCUCCCCAAGGCCGGUGCCGUUGGUGGCGCCGCUGUGUCUCGCAAGUGCGCCAAACGAGGGGACAGCAUAUGGGGCGCGUGGUUCUUCUUCAACUUCUACUUCAAGCCCGUGCUUGCCGAGAAAUCAAAGGGCAAGAUCGUCCGUGACGCAAAUGGAGUCUCAGGAUUCGACAAGUCCGACCUGCGGCUUGAUGUGUUCCUUGUCCAGCAUGACAUGGAGAACAUGUACAUGUGGGCCUUCAAGGAGCGCCCGGAGAACGUGCUGGGGAAGAUGCAGCUGCGGAGCUACAUGAAUGGGCACUCACGCCUAGGGGAGCCCCAGUUCCCUUUCAGUGUUGAUAAGGGUUUUGUGCGUUCUCAUCGGAUGCAGAGGAAGCAAUACAGGGGUCUGUCAAAUCCACAGUGCGUCCAUGGGAUCGAAAUUGUGAGGUCGCCGAACCUCUCUAUGGUCUCAGAGGCUGAUCGCAAGAAGUGGAUGGAGCUCACUGGCAGAGACCAGAAUUUCUUGAUCCCACCUGAAGCCAGUGAUUUUGAAUCAUGGAGGAAUCUUCCAAGCACAGAUUUUGAGCUGGAGAGACCUCCACCUCCUUUGAAGAGCACAUCACAUCCCAGUUCAAGGAAAUUGCCAAAUGGGUCAGGUCUCAAUCUGUCAACACAACCAUCAAACCAUGCAGGUGGAGAUUGCAUGGACCUUUCGCCCGUGUGCAGCAAACGCAGAAAGGAUUUCUUUGCCCAUGCGGUGAAUGAGGAUGGUUGUAUGUCUGGCACUCCAUUUUUGGACAGACCUCAAGAUAUUGAAGUUCAUCCAGCUGAACCAUCAUGGGUAAAUGAGUUUACUGGUGUAAUGAGGCAUGCUUGUGGGCCAGUGACUGCUGCAAAGACAAUAUAUGAGGAUAAAGACGGAUACUUGAUCAUGGUUAGCUUGCCUUUUUCUGAUCAACAGCGGGUGAAGGUAUCCUGGAAAAACAAUCUCACACAUGGGAUAGUGAAGAUAUCAUGUGUCAGUACUGCACGGAUGCCUUACAUAAAGCGACAUGAUAGAACAUUCAAGCUGACUGAUCGUUCUCCGGAGCAUUGUCCUCCAGGGGAAUUUGUGAGAGAAAUACCACUAGCUACACGGAUUCCCGAAGAUGCUAAGCUGGAAGCUUACUAUGACGAAUCUGGAACUGUUUUGGAGAUAAUGGUCCCUAAACAUAGCGUUGGACCCGAAGAACACGAGGUUCGUGUUUGUAUGCGCCCUCCUCAUCUCGGUGCCAAUGAACUUUUGUUGACUUGAUAGGCUGUGAUUUUGUAUGUAUUGGUUGGUUGCCAUGGUCAAUUUUCCAUUGAUUACUAACUCUGAAUCAUAAAAAGGAAAAUAUGAAAUGAAAGUUCAUCCUUUCCAUGUGUGCUUCUCAUGGAACAAUGAACUUUGUUUCAUUGACUGACUGGUAUUUUGUGAUGUUCAGUCAUGAUAUAAAGUGGGUUCAGUGGACGUUUGUUCACUUACGAAACACGGUAAUGAUUUUUUGGUA